This is a messenger RNA of Capra hircus (goat), 1248 nucleotides long. RefSeq names its product cytochrome P450 4A10. The record is from RefSeq and is a predicted model, not a curated record. Gene Ontology annotation, molecular function: heme binding; oxidoreductase activity, acting on paired donors, with incorporation or reduction of molecular oxygen; iron ion binding. NCBI's taxonomy places the organism in Eukaryota, Metazoa, Chordata, Mammalia, Artiodactyla, Bovidae. The coding region runs from base 16 to 1248 and encodes 410 amino acids. The transcript has 10 exons.
AGAACCCACUGUACCAUGAGUGUCUCUGCACUGAGCCUCACCAGAGCCCUGGGCAGUGUCUCUGGGCCCCUGCAGGUGGUAUCUCUGCUCAGCCUGGUUCUGCUUCUGCUCAAGGCGGUACAGUUUUACCUGCGUAGACAGUGGCUGCUCAAAGUAUUUCAUCGGUUCCCGUCUCCUCCUUCCCACUGGCUGUGUGGGCACAGCUUGAAGCGCUCAAAGGAAAAUGAGCUACAAGAGCUACUGAAAAGGGUAGAGAAAUUCCCCUGUGCCUAUCCUCGCUGGAUGUGGGGGGACAAUGUUUACCUUAUUGUCUAUGACCCUGACUACAUGAAGGUGGUCCUGGGGAGAUCUGAUCCUAAGCCUAAUGAUGUCUGCAGAUUCUUGGCCCCCUGGAUUGGGACAGGUUUGCUGCUGUUGGAGGGGGAGACAUGGUUCCAGCACCGGCGGAUGCUGACCCCAGCCUUCCAUCAUGACAUCCUGAAGCCCUACCUGGGUCUCAUGGCCGACUCUGUCCGAGGGAUGCUGGACAAGUGGGAGGAGUUCGUCAGCCAGGACUCAUCUCUGGAGAUCCUUGGAGACAUCUCCUUGAUGACCUUGGACACCAUCAUGAAGUGUGCCUUCAGCCAUCAGGGCAGCGUCAGGAAUGACAGAUGCAGUGAUCAAGGAGAGGAAGGCUCACCUGCAGAAGGAGGGAGAGCUGGAGAAGGUGAGGAGAAGGAGGCACUUGGACUUCCUGGACAUCCUCCUCUUUGCCAGAGUGAGUUGUGGGCAGGAGAGAUGGAGAAUGGGAGCAGCUUGUCUGACGAGGACCUCCGUGCUGAGGUGGACACAUUCAUGUUUGGGGGCCAUGACACCACAGCCAGUGGCAUCUCCUGGAUCCUCUAUGCUCUAGCCUCCCACCCCGAGCAUCAGCAGAGGUGUCGGGAAGAGAUCCAGAGCCUCCUGGGGGAUGGCGCCUCCAUCACCUGGGACCAUCUGGACCAGAUGCCCUACACCACCAUGUGCAUCAAGGAGGCCAUGAGACUCUAUCCACCAGUACCAGCCAUCAGCAGAGAGCUGAGCAAGCCCAUCACCUUCCCUGAUGGACGCUCCUUACCUGCAGGAAUCAAAGUUGCCCUCUCCAUUUAUGGACUUCACCACAACCCAAAGGUGUGGCCGAAUCCAGAGGUGUUUGACCCAUCUCGGUUUGCACUGGGUUCUAAUCAACACAGCCAUGCUUUCCUGCCCUUCUCAGGAGGAUCCAGGUGA